Manis javanica (Malayan pangolin) is the source of this 1593-nucleotide messenger RNA. RefSeq names its product sushi domain containing 3 (gene SUSD3). NCBI's taxonomy places the organism in Eukaryota, Metazoa, Chordata, Mammalia, Pholidota, Manidae. The record is from RefSeq and is a predicted model, not a curated record. Gene Ontology annotation, cellular component: plasma membrane.
ACCGGGGAGAACAGGUACCCCGGGUGCGCACGCCGGUCCAGGACCCAGGAGAUACGAAUCCUGUCCACACACCCGGGGGCUCCUUCAGUGAAGACGCACAACAUCGACCCCCACCUUAGGGUCCCAGCCCACAGUGGCACAGAUGGGGUCCUGCUCCAGGCGCCUGCUGCUCACAAGAACACGGGCCUGGGGACCUUGGAGGUCAAAGGUGGGACGGAGAGGACCGCCCCCGCGAGGGCCCGGAGCGAGACUUCCUGCCCCUCCUGCUUCGUACUCUCAGGGGUUGAAGCUCCCGCAGGGCCUGCCCUGCCCCAAGACCCACAGGGCGGGGCCUCGGUGGGCGUGUCCGGGCUGCCCCUUCCGCCGGCCUCUUCCCGCAAGUCCCCCAGUGCGUGGCGGGGCUCAGGGAUGCUGCGGACGGCCACGACCCUCCGCCGCAGGUCGAGGCCCGGGGGGCGUGCGGCGAACUCCACGCCCGCCCCGGAGGACGGCACAGGCACAUGCUCACAAGUGCAGCCACCCCUGAGGGGCACCUUCCAAGUCCUUCGUGGCAAUGGCACUUCUGUGGGGACUGUCAUCGUGUUCCACUGCCCCUCGGGCCACCAGAUGGUGGGGGCCGGCCUGCUCACCUGUGUCUGGAAGCAGAGUGUCGCCGAGUGGUCUUCAGCAGCCCCUCUGUGCAAGUCCGUGCCACCCUAUGAGACCUUUGGCUUCAAGGUGGCUGUGAUCGCCUCCAUUGUCAGCUGUGCCAUCAUCCUGCUCAUGUCCAUGGCCUUCCUCACCUGCUGCCUCAUGAAGUGUGUGAAGAGCCGGCAGCCAUGGUCCGACAGGGCAGCCCAGCUGUGGCUGCAGCCAAGAGGCCAGGACUUGGAGACAGUGCAGGCCGCCUACCUCGGCCUCAAGGGCCUCGGCGGAAGGGAGCCCAGGAGCUGGCCUAGCCAGGUGCACGAUAACUACAGCUUCACCACGGACCUUGGUGAGGGCCCCAGGGAGCUGGUCGGUGUGGCCUGUGGCAUGGACAAGGACCCCUGGGUCCCCAGUGGCCCUACUGGCUCACCACACGCCCAGGUGAUGGUGAACACAGCAAACCUGGGACCAGUCCUGCCUGCCUCCGGGCCCACCUUGGAAAUGCCCGGACAGCCUACAGCCUCUGCCCCUGGGUGACAGAGGCUGAGGCCAAGGGCCAGGUCACGCCCGCCAGCCAGCCACCUGCAUCUCCACGUGUCCAGCUCCAGAGUGACCAGUGAAAUCAGCUUCAGGGUGUAGGGAUUCCCUCGGCACUGUGCUGGGGACCCCUGUGGGGGUGGCUUGUCCCAAGGAAGCCCAGCUGCAGCAGUUUUUAUAGCUAACCUUCCCUGAAACCAGCACUGUGGUUAACAGAACUGGCUGCAGCUUCCCUCUAAGCCCAGCUCCCCUGGAGAGACUGCAGGACAUUUUAAGCAAACCUAGAUUUGCAUAGCCAAGGGGGAAGCCAGCAGUGGACCAAGCAGUCACCACUGGCCGCCUGGCAUCUUCCUCUGCAGGGCAGGGCGCUGCAUCUGUCACUUGAAGUAGUGGGAGAGGUGUGAAAUAAAUAAUUCUUAAUACUGAAAA